Eruca vesicaria subsp. sativa (arugula) is the source of this 2304-nucleotide messenger RNA. The record is from the annotation of a GenBank genome assembly. Lineage: Eukaryota; Viridiplantae; Streptophyta; Magnoliopsida; Brassicales; Brassicaceae.
AUGAUUCUUCUACUUCUCACUCUCGUCUUCCUUCACGGCGUUGACCUAGCUCCUACUCCGCCGCACGCUUGCGACGCGUCGAAUCCCACCACGAAGCUCUUUCAGUUCUGCCGCACCGACCUCCCAGUUAACCGGCGAGCUCGAGAUAUCGUAUCACGGCUAACCAUAGACGAGAAGAUCUCUCAGCUUGUAAACUCAGCUCCAGGGAUACCUCGUCUUGGAGUGCCGGCGUACCAAUGGUGGUCGGAGGCUUUACACGGCGUAGCCGACGUCGGUCCCACUCCCGGAAUCCGGUUUAACGGAACGGUUAAAGCUGCCACUAGCUUUCCUCAAGUCAUCCUAUCCGCAGCUUCCUUUGACUCUUAUCUGUGGUUCCGCAUUGCUCAAGUAGUAGGAAAGGAAGCGAGAGGACUGUACAACGCAGGGCAAGCCAAAGGGAUGACGUUUUGGGCACCAAACAUUAACAUAUUUAGGGAUCCACGGUGGGGAAGAGGUCAAGAGACUCCUGGCGAGGAUCCGACGGUGACGGGAGCUUACGCGGUGGCUUACGUCAGAGGACUCCAAGGUGAUUCUUUCGACGGUAAGAAAACACUCUCCGGUCACCUUCAAGCCUCCGCUUGUUGUAAGCAUUUCACGGCUUAUGAUCUUGACCGUUGGAAAGGUAUCACUCGCUACGUUUUCAAUGCUCAGGUGAGUUUGGCUGACCUGGCGGAGACGUACCAACCACCGUUCAAGAAAUGCAUAGAAGAAGGCAAAGCCAGUGGCAUCAUGUGCGCUUAUAACCGAGUCAACGGCAUUCCCUCUUGCGCUGACCCAAACCUCUUGACUCGAACAGCUCGUGGUCUCUGGCACUUCAACGGAUACAUAACUUCCGACUGUGACGCAGUCUCAAUCAUCUACGACGACCAAGGCUACGCAAAGACCCCUGAAGACGCAGUCGCUGACGUCCUCAAAGCCGGCAUGGACGUAAACUGUGGCUCAUACUUACAGAAACACACCAAAUCAGCUCUACAACAAAAGAAAGUGUCGGAAACAGACAUCAACAGAGCUUUAAUCAACUUAUUCUCCGUUAGGAUCCGUCUCGGUCUAUUUAACGGCGAUCCAACCAAACUAACUUACGGAAACAUAACUCCUAACGACGUUUGUUCUCCGUCUCAUCAAGCGUUAGCACUCGAAGCAGCUCGUAACGGUAUCGUCCUCUUGAAAAACGCUUUAAAACUCCUCCCUCUCUCCAAACGCAGCGUUUCGUUAGCUGUGAUUGGUCCAAACGCUCACGUGGCGAAAACGCUUCUUGGCAACUACGCUGGCCCGCCAUGCAAGAACGUGACGCCUCUAGACGCGAUACGCGGUUACGUUAAAAACGCGGUUUACCAUAAAGGAUGCGACUCCGUGGCUUGUUCUAACGCUGCGGUUGAACAAGCGGUUGCUAUUGCGAGAAACGCUGAACGUGUGGUAUUGAUUAUGGGACUAGACCAGACUCAAGAGAAGGAAGAUAUGGACCGUGUUGACCUUAGUCUUCCAGGGAAGCAACGUGAGCUUAUAACAAGCGUUGCGGAAGUUGCAAAGAGACCAGUGGUUCUUGUCUUGAUUUGUGGCGGUCCUGUUGAUAUCUCAUUUGCUAAGGAUAAUGACAAGAUUGGUAGCAUUGUUUGGGCUGGUUAUCCUGGUGAAGCUGGAGGGAAGGCUCUUGCUGAAAUCUUGUUCGGAGAUCACAAUCCUGGAGGGAGAUUACCAGUGACCUGGUAUCCACAGAACUUUGUGAAUGUGAAGAUGACAGACAUGAGGAUGAGAUCAUCAUCAUCUGGAUAUCCAGGGAGGACUUACAGAUUCUACAAAGGACCUAAAGUGUUUGAGUUUGGACAUGGUCUUAGCUACACAACUUACUCUUACCGUUUCAAGACUCUACCUCAAAACACUCUCUACUUGAACCAGUCCAAACCUCAAACCAACUCAGACUCUCUUCAGUACGCUCUGGUUUCGGAAAUGGGAAAAGAAAGCUGCGAUGUAGCCAAGACUAAGGUGAGUGUUGUGGUUGAGAAUCAAGGAGAGAUGGCUGGGAAACAUCCUGUGCUUAUGUUUGUGAGGCACGAGAAGGGAGGAGAAGAUGGGACACGAGCUGAGAAACAGCUUGUUGGGUUUAAGAGCGUUGUGUUAAGAAACGGAGAGAAAAGUGAAGUUGAGUUUGAGAUUGGUGUUUGUGAGCAUUUGAGCAGAGCUAAUGAAGUUGGUGUUAUGGUUGUUGAAGAAGGAAAAUACUUCUUAACCGUUGGAGAUUCAGAGCUCCCUCUUACAGUUAAUGUCUGA